CGGGGGGGGGCGUGUGUCUGUCGCGCAUACUCGAACUGGUCCGCGGGACAACACCACCAGCCUUCGCGACACCUACCGACACCCCCAUCCUAUGCAAGCCGGGACAUGCAGUAUUACGGCGAGGAGAAACAAAAGGGAAUCAAGACUCGAGAGGAGCAAUAAGCACAGCAAGAAGAAUAAGAUGGACGAAGGACCGGGGAAACUGCUGAGCCCUGGUGAGCCCUGGUGAGCCCUGGUGACGAUUCCCUCUGCGCUCUCAGCAUCCUUCUGCCGUCCCUCCACCGUCCCUCCGUCGUCCUUCUCUUCUUCCUCCACCUCCAUUAAUAGGUCUCCUUCCUGCAUUCUUCCUAUCGGCUGCCGCUUCUGGAUGCCGCGAAGUUGACCUAGGCUCCUUUCCAAGCGCCCGCCGAGGAGAACAGAAGCUUCCCUCGAGUGCUGUACCUCGCCGUCAUUGGCCGGGGGUGAGUCCGCGGAUCGUGAUCCAAGUGGCACACCUUUUUUUUCCUCUUUCUGAUUUCUUCCUCGCGUUAGCCUGGGCUCUCUCUCUCUCUCCCGUAACUUGCCGAUCUAGCUGGGUAUUGGCCCCCUGUCCCCUGCUCUCUCUCUCUCUCUCAGGGCCUGCCGAAGCCUGAAGGACCUGCUGGAGGGUCUGCUGUGCCGGCUUCUCUGCGUUAGGAAAAUCCUACCACGAUCUGGUCUGGGGGUCUUGGGUCUUGUUUGGCACCCCAUGAAACCCCAACGAAACCACGGCGCGCUCUCGUCGCAGCUGGCACGACUCCGUGCUGCCAGCCUGACGACAAGGGGACGAGGCCUAGGUGCCGGGGUCAGGGUGGCAGGGGUGUUCGGACCGCCUCGCGCCAGUCCCACGCCGCCACUAUUAAGAAGCUCGUCUUCGCCGGCCCAUGUCAUCAUCGACGACAUUAUUGUAGCCGGACUCGAGCACGACGGUAAUAACCCAGAAGCCCUCAGCAGCAGCAGCAGAAGCAGCGGCACUAUAAGCAGAAGCACUAUAAGCACCACCACCACCACCACCACUACUACUACUACCCCGUCCGCCUCCAGUCACUCUACAUAUUGCACGAAGACUCUCCGGGAUAGUAAUCACCUCACCUACACGCACCCUCAUCGUCACCUGCCCGAACCUGGCUCCUUGCAUCCCGGACUUUUCCCUAGCACUACUGGCAGUCGUAUCCGGAAUUGGGGAGACGAGGCAUCGUCCAGUUCGUCUUCUCCAUACACUUACACCUUAUUGUCAGCCGAUUCUCAUUGCCCCAGCACCGGACACGGCUCGAUUCGUCCUACCCCUACUGCUGCUACCCCUUCCUCCUCCUCCUCUUCCUACCCCAUCAGCCCAACAUCAUCCACUUCCCUCGACCGGUCUCGCUUUUUAAUAAUUAUUCCGCACCGCCCUUCACCGCGUCGUCCAAUGGCGUUCAGCACCUACAGCACCGCCAGUUCAGAUAUAUCAACACCCCGUUCAGCGUCCCCGUCCGCGUCUACUAUUUCCGCGCGUUCCUCUCACUCUUCCGUUUCCAGCAAACGCCUCUCCCUAUCCCUGCAACGGAGGCAAUCUGCCCUCAACCCAAUGUCCUCCAUCGAUCUCACCGCAAUCGAAGAGCAAAUGAAGAUGGCCGCGCUUGACGGACUCCGAGGGUACUCCCAGAACCACUAUGGCGAAGUCCAGCAGUACAGGACCACCGACUACAUCUCGCAGUCCGCCGCCGCCGGCUACCAGGUACUACGCGAGCCCUUGUGGAAUAAAGGCCUCUCUUUUACGCCGGAUGAGCGUGUCUCCAAGAACCUGACGGGCUUGAUACCGCACACCAUAGAGACCGUCGAGACCCAAGUGGCGAGGUGCAUGAAGAUGAUCAACUCGAGGCCGACCGGCGUCGACAAGUACCUGUACCUGUCGUCCCUCAAGAGCCAGAACCUGGACCUGUUCUACCGGGUGCUCAUCGACAAUGUCCGCGAGCUGAUGCCGCUGGUCUACACCCCGACCAUCGGCGACGUCUGCUUACAGUACUCCACCCUCUACACCCGCCCGGAGGCGCUCUACAUCUCGAUUAAACAGCGCCGGUCGAUCAAGACCAUCCUGCGCAAUUGGCCCUAUCCGGACCCAGAGAUCUGCGUCGUCACCGACGGAUCCCGCAUUUUGGGCCUGGGCGAUCUCGGUGUGAACGGUGUGGGGAUCUCCAUCGGGAAGCUGUCGCUCUACACUGGCGCUGCCGGUAUCCACCCGAGCAAGACCCUCCCCAUCGUUCUGGACUGCGGCACCAACAACGAGACCAACCUGAGGGAUCCCCUGUACCUGGGCCUCCGCGCCAAGCGUCCUACGCCGGCUGUCGCCCAGGAGUUCAUGGACGAGUUCAUGGAGGCCUGCGCCGAAGUCUUCCCUAACAUGGUCGUCCAGUUCGAGGACUUCGAGACCGAGAAGGCAUUCGCUUACCUGUCGCGCUACCGCAACAAGUACAAGUGUUUCAACGACGACAUCCAGGGAACUGGUGCCGUUGUGUUAGCAGGCUAUAUCGGUGGCGUGAACCUGUCGGGCGUCCCUCUUGAUGAGCAGCGCCUGGUGUUCAUGGGUGCGGGCUCGGCUGGUGUCGGUGUUGCCAAGCAGAUGGUCGAGUACUACACCCGCCGCGGUCUUACGGAGCAGGCAGCCAAGGAGAAGUUUUGGCUCGUAGACACGAAAGGCCUCGUAACCCUGGACCGAGGCGACAAGUUGGCCGAGCACAAGAAGUACUUCGCUCGCGCGGAUAACAACGGCCACCAGUUCCGCACCCUCGAGGAAGUCAUCGAGUACGUCCGGCCGUCCGCCCUCGUCGGCCUGACCGCUACCUUCGGCGUCUUCACCGAGUCCGUCGUCCGCGCCCUCAAGGCUUCGGUCGACUCCGGCGGCUCGGGAAGGCGACCCAUCCUGUUCCCUCUCAGCAACCCUCUGACCAAGGCCGAGUGCACCUUCGAGCAGGCCAUCCAGUGGACCGACGGAACUGUCAUCUUCGCCUCGGGGUCUCCCUUCGCCCCCUUCGCCGUUAAGAGUGGCGACCAUGCCGUGACCUACUACCCGAACCAGGGCAACAACGUCUACGUGUUCCCCGGUCUCGGCUUGGGCACCAUCCUCGCCAAGGCGACCAAGGUCACCGACGAGAUGGUGUAUAUCUCGGCCGCGUCGCUGGCCGAGUCGCUGAAUUCCGAGGAGAUCCACAAGGGUCUGAUCUACCCUGACAUAGAUCGCGUCCGGGAUGCCAGCGUCGUCGUCGCCCGAGAGGUGAUGAAGGCCGCCCGUCGGGAAGGUGUCAGCGCCCUGCCCGAGGAGCAGUGGAUCGAGUGGGAGGAAUGGGGCGAUGUCGCCUUGACGAAGUUCAUCAAGGACAGGAUCUACGACCCCCUCAAGUAGGGGUUAGUGCAACCACAAAGGAUGAGGGGGGGCGGAGACGAGAGGAGAACCGGAAAGAGUUAUGCAUGGAAUUCAUGAUCGGCGUUAUCAAGCGAGGAAAUUCACUUCGUCGGAUAUUGGCAUAAUGCAACCUAGCCUCCGCCUUGGGUCGAAGGCAACGAAAAACAAGAAGGGGCCGCUUUACGAGAAUAAAGCUGUCUCUUGGAGGGGAGGUUCCAUACGGGUAUUAAGACUAGGUUAGGGGGGACACUUGAGUCCCUUCGAUGGAAUAGGGUCUUAGAUGCUGGAGUGCAACUUUAGAGCCUCGCAUCCCGGGCCUGUUAAACGUGGGGAUUUAGAGAUAGACAGGUCUAAUGAAUCCUAAAGGACGUUUUUUAUUAUUAUAUAUCUUAGGUACUGGCCCUG
Durotheca rogersii is the source of this 3802-nucleotide messenger RNA. RefSeq lists its product as uncharacterized. Lineage: Eukaryota; Fungi; Ascomycota; Sordariomycetes; Xylariales; Xylariaceae. Gene Ontology annotation, cellular component: mitochondrion. The transcript has 4 exons. Gene Ontology annotation, biological process: pyruvate metabolic process; malate metabolic process. The coding region runs from base 728 to 3397 and encodes 889 amino acids. Gene Ontology annotation, molecular function: malate dehydrogenase (decarboxylating) (NAD+) activity; NAD binding. The record is from RefSeq and is a predicted model, not a curated record.